Fraxinus pennsylvanica is the source of this 594-nucleotide messenger RNA. The record is from the annotation of a GenBank genome assembly. NCBI's taxonomy places the organism in Eukaryota, Viridiplantae, Streptophyta, Magnoliopsida, Lamiales, Oleaceae.
AUGUAUACUUCCUAUUUCCCUCGAAGGAGUAUAACAGCGCAUCAUAGCUACUUAAGUCGUCCUCGUGAUGGUGGCGACGACGGCGUGGUGAUGAGAUUACCUCUAGAAAACCCAGCAGGUGGAUCAAAUUUUUUUGAGGAACCGCAGAUGGCUUCAAAGCGGAUCUUGAAGGAGCUCAAGGAUCUUCAGAAGGAUCCUCCUACCUCUUGUAGCGCUGGUCCUGUUGCUGAGGACAUGUUUCAUUGGCAAGCCACAAUCAUGGGUCCUCCAGAUAGUCCAUAUACUGGUGGGGUUUUCCUAGUCACUAUCCAUUUCCCUCCAGAUUACCCUUUCAAGCCACCUAAGGUUGCUUUUAGGACAAAAGUUUUCCACCCGAAUAUUAAUAGCAAUGGAAGCAUAUGCCUUGACAUAUUGAAAGAGCAAUGGAGCCCUGCCCUAACUAUUUCCAAGGUGUUGCUUUCUAUUUGUUCGUUGUUGACGGACCCAAAUCCGGAUGAUCCUUUGGUGCCUGAGAUUGCUCACAUGUACAAGACGGACAGGAACAAGUAUGAGACCACUGCAAGGAGCUGGACACAGAAGUAUGCCAUGGGCUAA